Messenger RNA from Ilex paraguariensis (yerba mate), 891 nucleotides. Lineage: Eukaryota; Viridiplantae; Streptophyta; Magnoliopsida; Aquifoliales; Aquifoliaceae. The record is from the annotation of a GenBank genome assembly.
AGAUUCAAUGCAACUGAUUUUCUAGAACGGAGCCGGAACGGCAGGAUAGUUUUCGCCGGCGACUCCAUCGGGCGAAACCAAUGGGAGUCUCUAAUAUGCAUGCUUGCACAAGGAGUUUCAACCCAGUCCACUAUAUAUGAAGACAAUGGGAACCCCAUAAGUAAACACAAAGGCUAUCUCUCUAUCCGAUUCGCAGAGUACAACCUCACAGUUGAAUACUACAGGGUGCCCUUCCUGGUGGUUACCGGUCGGCCGCCACCAAAAGCAUCCAAGGAAGUUCGGACCACCCUCAGGGUUGACACACUGCACUGGUAUUCAAACAAAUGGGUUAAAGCAGAUGUGCUCAUGUUCAGUGCUGGACAUUGGUGGAACCAGGAUAAGACUGUAAAGAUGGGGUGCUUUUUCCAGGUGGGAGAAACUGUGAACAUGACAAUGGAUGUGAUGGAAGCAUUUCAGAGGUCAUUACAGACUUGGAAGUCAUGGGUAAUUCAGAGUUUAGAUCCACAGAGAAGUCAUAUCUUCUUCCGCAGCUACUCACCGGUGCAUUACAGGGACGGAACAUGGAAUGAAGGUGGUCACUGUGACGCUAAUGUGGCGCCAGAAACGAACAACACAAAACUGGAACCUGAUCCAGUCAACAAUCUGUUUAUUUCUGAUGUAAUCAAACAGAUGGAAAGUGCAAAAAGAAAGAUUCAGUUCUUAAACAUUACAUAUCUUGCAGAAUUUAGGAAAGAUGGUCACCCUUCAAGCCACCGAGAGGUGGGCACUCCAAUCCCAGCCCCACAAGACUGCAGCCAUUGGUGCCUACCUGGAGUCCCAGACACAUGGAAUGAACUUCUUUAUGCCCAACUACUGUCAAAUGGAUUCAGAACAAAAAUUGAGGGUACCUAG